AGUCUAGCUGGUGGCAUGGUUGGACCGCCCAGUCCACUGACCGGCUGCUAUCUGCUGAUUGUGCUUGGCGAGCCGCACUCUGAGGAGCAUAAGGACAACAUCUUGCAGCACUUGCUGAAGGGUUUCCUCUCCUGGGACGUCUCUGAUUGUCAUGUCGAUUUGGAGGAGGAGCUCUCAACAAUUACACAACAUGCACCCGAGGGCGAGGAGGCGCGUCACGGCGAAAGACUCAUACAGUACGCUAGCGAGAAUCUAGUGACAGAGGUUCUCAUACAUCCCCAAUACAACACGCUCAUACAGUGUAUGCGCAACCUGCUCAGCAGUUUUACGCGUCACCGGCACAUCAUACAUGCAGGAUACACCUUCACCGGUAACGGUUCCUGGAUACUACAGGAUGGCACAUUCUCUGUAGCCGACUUCUCGGAGGCAUUUCAGGAGCACGAUGUACAAAGAGUCAUUCGGGCCUAUGCAGACACCAUCACUAUGAACAUUCAUUGCGCUGAUGCGGGUCUGUGGCACACAUUGCCGGAUAAGAGCUUUGCGCGUCUAUGCAAGAUCCGCAUCAAUCCGGUAGAUGUACUCGACACGAGCAGUGAGAGCAUAAAUGCCUUUAUAGACUACUUGGCACCUAUGGUGGUACCAACAUCUUUGCGUGAGUUGCUCGAGACUUCGGAUGUUGUCGGCAACAUACGCUUUACGCAUCCCACACUUUAUGUGUUUCCCGGAGGUCAGGGCGAUGCCGCACUCUUCGGUAUCAACGGCUUCAACAUGUUGGUUGAUGGCGGAUUUAAUCGCAAGGCGUGUUUCUGGGAUUUUGCCCGCCAUCUAGACCGUCUGGAUGCGGUCCUUAUGACCCGCCUGAAUAACAGCAACGUUCAGGGACUUGGAGCUGUGGUUGCACGCAAGCGUGAUGCCCACGUUUACCCUCAAAUCGGUCACUUCUUUUGCAAUGUACCCGAUCGCAGGGGUGGCCUACCUAGCCCCGAUGGAGACAAGGACCGAAAUCCCCUCUUAGUUGAUUUGUUUGAGCGGGGUCAUGGCUUGGUCAAUGACUUGAAGGCGUUAGAUUUAAAGCCGCAGUCCUGCUAUCGCAAUCAGGAGCCCAUCAAUCUGUAUCACAAGGUGGGUCACGGCACCUUAGAUAUGUAUGUGAUAAGCCCUUCGCGUGACUCGAAGGAGGUGAAAGACUUUCUGCAAAAGUGGAACUCUGGAGACCAACGUCUGUUUACAGCACGUGACACUAAGGAGUUUAACUUCCCACUGCAAAAUCUUGUCUCCAUUUGUGCACUGCUUGUGUGGCAGCCCGCCAAUCCGGAAGAUACCAUCACGCGCAUACUGUUCCCCGGCAGCACGCCUGACUACAAAAUACAAGAAGGCUUGGAGAAACUAAAGCACCUAGAGUUUAUGAAACACUCAACCUGCACGGCCAAAUCCAUUGCACCGGCCAUACAAACCAUGACCACCUCACGCAAGACGCUGAAGUCAGCCAUAGAGGCGCCCGUGGGUGUACCCUACAGGCCCAGCAAAUUCGGACCGGUGGCCACAGCCGCUGUCGCAGUGCAACAGGACAAUAAGGCCAAGGAAGCGGCUGCCGCAGCUGCAGCGGCCACAGCCGCAGAAAUUGCUACCAGCGAAGAGCCUGCCAAGCCAGCCAGUGAAGUCAUCGACGAAUCGAGUAUUGUACGUGCCAAGGCCGAUUCUGUAGACACAGAUGAGCUAGCUGCUGAUACCGGCGAUGAAGCCGCGCCAGAGCCCGUCGCUGCAAUAGCUGAAAACGGUGAGCAGGACAAUAAGGAAGCUGGGGAGGAGAAAAAAGUAGAAGUGGUGAUUGUAAAGCCACAGCAGCAGGUGGCACUUGCCAAAGAUUCCGUUGAUGCCGCAGUAGUAGAAGUGAGCAAGCCAACAAAGGCCGGCAAAGGCAAAGCCGAAAAGCCACGUGCCGAAGUCAAACCAGUAGUACGAUCUCGUAUUGACACCAAGCCACCAAGAUCAAUGGAUCGUAAAGCUGUCAAAGCAGCUGCGGAUAAAAAGAGCUCACCAACAGCGACUCCGGGCAAGCAGGACAGCACAGCAUCGCGAGCACCUGCCACGCGUGACGCCAAACCCAAGGUGUUAUGGCGUGGUACCCGAGUCAGCCCCAGUAACACGCCAGCGAAGAGUGCGAAAGAGGCGAAUAAUCGCAAGGUUCUGGAGUCGAAGCAGCAGGCAGCGCGUCACACAAGUACAACCACCACGUCGGCUACGCGUCGCGAAGUUUCGCGCACGACGACUACGAGUAGUAUUGAGAAGCGUGAAACAAAAACACAACAAAGUCAACAACAGGCCGCACAACGCAAACCUAUAUCGAGAAGACCUCGAGGUAUCUCGCCCUCAAAACGAGCACCGGGUAGCCCCAUUAAGUCAGCCAAGCCAAAGGCCGAUUUGAAGAAGUCGCGUCUGGAUAAGGGUGGCACCACAGAUUCCAGCCUGGUAUCCACGCCGUCAGCUGAUGACGCAAUAGCGGCCAAGAAACUGCAGGACCUAACAGCUUCUCAGGAACUAGAUGCCGAAAAGCAGCGUGAACUAGAUGACCUUAAGGAGGAGCAAGAAGUAGUGAGAGAAAUUGAAGCGGUCUUUAGUCGCGAUGAAAUGAAACGCCAGCAGCAAAUUAAGGCGGAACUACGCGAAAUGGCCAAGCAGGACAGCACUACGGAGGCCGAUGAAGAGGAGGAGUACCUGAUAAUCGAAAAGGAAGAGGUUGAACAGUAUACCGAAGAUUCAAUUAUCGAACAGGAGAGCAGCAUGACUAAGGAAGAAGAAAUACAAAAACAUCAACGAGACUCACAGGAAUCUGAAAAGAAGCGCAAAAAGAGCGCUGAAGAGGAAAUCGAGGCAGCGAUAGCCAAAGCUGAGGCUGAAGAACGUAAAGCCCGCUUCGAAUCAGCUGAAGCGGGAAAACGUGUAACAGUUGCCGAGCCGGAAAAAUUGCCGAAAACAGUUGAUGACUUGGCAUCGGCUGAGACAACCGAAAUUAAAGCAGAAGUCCACGAAAUUAUAGCUGCUGCCAAAGACAUUGUCAAGUCCCGUACAGAUGACCUGCUAGCAAAGCCUGCAGAGGAAGACGAUUCAUCUCCAACACCGGAGGAAAAAGUCAGUAGUGCUAAGAAAACCUCAGACACCAAGGACGAACCAAAUGAAGUACCAGAGGCAUUGCCAGUUAAUCUGCAAGAAAGUCUUCCUGAAGAGAAAUUUUCGGCAACCAUCGAGUCCGGGGCUACCACAGCACCCACAUUGCCCGAAGACGAGCGUAUACCUCUGGAUGAAAUCAAGGAAGAUUUGGUCAUAGAAGAAAAAUAUGUGAAAGAAGAAACAAAGGAGGUCGAAGCUGUUGCAGUGGCUACCGUAGAAAUAACCACUGCAGCUGUUGUGGUGACACAAGAAGCCAAACCUGAUGUAACCGCCAAACCUGCCGUCACUGACUUAGAAGCCGGUGAACGCGUCUUGCCAAAGAAAAUGACAUUUGAAGCCCAGCAGAAUCUAAUGCGUGACGUUAUCAAAACACCAGAUGAAGUUGCCGAUUUGCCCGUCCAUGAAGAGGCUGACCUGAGCUUAUAUGAUAAAGACAGUUUAGACACCGGACCAAAAAGCAUUUCUCAGAAAGAGGAAACCGCAAAGGAGGAAAAAGAAACUGAAGACAAACGGGAAAUAGGAGCCGACUCAGAAGAAGACCAAAAAGUUGAUGUAGCAGAAGAAAAAGAAGCAGUUAAACCAACAGAAUCUGAAGAAGUAACUUCAAAACUUAUUUCGACUGAGAAGCAUACUGAAGAACAUGAAAUUGAAACUGUGGCUAUAACUAUACAGGAAACGAAGCAAACCGUCGAGACCGAAGAAGUAAAAUUAAUUGAAGUGCAAGAGUCAGAAGUUAAACAAGAGGAGGUAGUUGGCAAAGAGCCGAAAAAAUCCGCAAGUACUCCAGACGAAAAAGAAGCCAGUGACAUAACGUCAGAGGACGAGCUGCCUGCGAAUAUUGCCCAGCCAUCAGCAGCUCCUACUAAGCUCAAAGAUCGAGAGGACACAGUUUCAUUAGAGAGUCCUGCUACAAUUGAAGAAGCAAUUGAAGUAGAAAUGCAGGUAACUCAACAACAGAGCAAAAGGGAUUCUGUUCAGCAAGAAAAAGCUGAGGAUGUUAAAGUGGACCAGUCGAAAGAACCUUCCCGACAUCCUUCAGUAGAAGGCGCACAACCUGCAAGUGUGGACGACGACAAGGCUUCAGUGCCAUCAAAAGAGUCAUCACGCCCAGAACCGACCGCCGAAAUUGCAAAGGAUGAAACAGAAAAACCUGAUGAAAAGACGUCUCGUCGUGAAUCAACUGUACAAGCAGAAGCCAUAAAAGACAAAACCCCUCUAUCCAAAGAAACAUCAAAGCCAGAGUCCGAUGCCGAUGCCGAAAGUGUAAAAGAUGAAACAGAGAAACUUGAGAGCGUUAUCGAUGUCAAGGUAGCUGCAUCUUUGACGGAAAGUAUUAAGGAUGAUAAGUCACCAGCACAAUCCAAAGAAGGCUCUCGACCAGAAUCUGUUGCUGAAAGCGUGAAGGAUGACGCAGAUAAGGAAUCAGAAGCCGUUAGGGCUAAGCGACAAGUUACUAAGGAUGAAAAAUCACCAUCUCAAUCCAAAGAAGCUUCCCGACCACCAUCUGUCGUCGGAAGCGCCAAAGAUGACACAGAAAAACCAGAUGGUAAAUCUGUGGAAACUUCUAGGCGUGAGUCCGUUGCCGACAGUGCAAAACCUGAAAGUGCAAAGGAUGAAAAGUCCGCAACUCCAUCCAGACCGGAAUCAGUAGCUGAAAGCGCAAAGGAUGACAAAGAACAGUCUGAUGAUAAGUCCAUAGAAGCUUCCCGACCCGAGUCAGUAGCCGAAAGCGUUAAACCUGAUAGCAUUAAAGAUGAAAAGUCACCAAUUCCAUCCAAAGAAGCUUCAAGACCAGAAUCGGUUGCCGAAAAUGUAAAGGAUGAAGCCCAAAUGCUUGAAGAAAAAUUAAAAGAAGAUUCCCGUCGUGAGUCUAUUGCCGAAAGCGUUAAGCCUAAAGGUGAGGAAUCACCAGCAGUAUCUAAAGAAACAUCCCGACCAGAAUCCGUUGCUGAAAGUAUAAAGGAAGAAGUAGAAAAGGCAGAUGACUUAAUAAAGGAACAUUCCCGACGUGAGUCCGCUGCCGAAGAUGUGAAGCCUGAAAGUGCAAAGGACGGAAAAUCCCUAGCUCCAUCUAAAGAACCAUCGCGACCAGAAUCCGUUGCCGAAAGUGUGAAAGAUGACACCGAAAAAGUUCACGAUAAGUCAAAGGACUCGUCUCGUCGUGAUUCAGUGGCCGAAAGUGUUAAGCCUGAUAGCGUUAAGGAUGAAAAGUCCCCAGUUCCAUCCAAAGAAGUAUCACGACCAGAAUCUGCAGCCGGUAGUGUCAAAGAUGAGGCAGAAAAGGUUGAAGUUAAAAGUGCGGAAGCUCCUCGCCCAGAAUCUGCAGCCGGAAUUGAAAAAGUGGACAGCGUCAAGGAUGAAAAGUCCGCACCUCCAUCCAAAGAAGCAUCACGACCAGAAUCCGUUGCCGAAAGUGUGAAGGAUGAGACAGAAAAGGCUGACGAAAAGGCAAAGGCAGCGUCUCGGCGUGAUUCAGUGGCUGAAAGUGUUAAGCCUGAUAGCGUUAAGGAUGAGAAGUCUCCAGUUCCAUCCAAAGAAGUAUCACGACCAGAAUCUGCAGCUGGUAGUGUCAAAGAUGAGGCACAAAAGCCUGAUGAUAAGCCCAAGGAAGAUUCGCGUCGUGAGUCCCUGGCUGAAAGUGUUCACCCAGCAAGCCUUAAAGAUGAGAAGUCACCAGUUCUUUCAAAGGAAGCUUCCCGACCAGAAUCUGUUGUCGAGAGUGUGAAAGACGAAUCAGAAAAACUCGACGAGAAGUCAAAGGAACCAUCACGUCGUGAGUCAGUAGCCGAAAGCGUGAAACCUGAAAGUGUAAAGGAUGAAAAGUCCGCAGCUCCUUCAAAAGAACCAUCCAGACCGGAAUCUGUAGCCGAAAGCGUAAAGGACGAGAAAGAAGAGCCUGGCGAUAAGUCUGUCGCCACUUCCCGUCGAGAAUCUGUAGCUGAAGGUGUCAAAACUUUAGGUGUAAAGGAUGAAAAAGCGACAGCUCCCUCAAAAGAAGCAUCGCGACCAGAAUCGGUUGCCGCAAGCGUGAAGGAUGAGACAGAAAAGGCAGACCAAAAGUCACAGGAACCUUCCCGGCGUGGUUCAGUCGCGGACAGUGUUAAGCUUGAUAGCGUUAAGGAUGAGAAGUCUCCAAUUCCAUCCAAAGAAGUAUCACGUCCAGAAUCUGCCGUUGGUAGUGCAACAGAUGAGGCAGAAAAGGUUGAAGUUAAAAGUAAGGAUGCUUCUCGGCCAGAGUCUGCGGCCGGAAUUGAAAAACUAGACAGCGUCAAGGAUGAAAAGUCCGCACCUCCAUCCAAAGAAGCAUCACGACCAGAAUCCGUUGCCGAAAGUGUAAAGGAUGAGACAGAAAAGACUGACGAAAAGUCAAAGGCAGCGUCUCGGCGUGAUUCAGUGGCUGAAAGUGUUAAGCCUGAUAGCGUUAAGGAUGAGAAGUCUCCAGUUCCAUCCAAAGAAGUAUCACGACCAGAAUCUGCCGCCGGUAGUGUAGAAGAUGAGGCAGAAAAGGUUGAAGUUAAAAGCAAGGAAGCUUCUAGACCAGAGCCUGUGACCGAAAUUGAAAAACCCGACAGCGUCAAGGGUGAAAAGUCCGCACCUCCAUCCAAAGAAGCAUCACGACCAGAAUCCGUUGCCGAAAGUGUGAAGAAUGAGACAGAAAAGGCUGACGAAAAGGCAAAGGCAGCGUCUCGGUGUGAUUCAGUGGCUGAAAGUGUUAAGUCUGAUAGCGUUAAAGAUGAGAAGUCUCCAGUUCCAUCCAAAGAAGUAUCACGACCAGAAUCUGCAGCUGGUAGUGUCAAAGAUGAGGCACAAAAGCCUGAUGAUAAGUCCAAGGAAGAUUCGCGUCGUGAGUCCCUGGCUGAAAGUGUCCACCCAGCAAGCCUUAAAGAUGAGAAGUCACCAGGUCUAUCAAAGGAAGCUUCCCGACCAGAAUCUGUUGUCGAGAGUGUGAAAGACGAAUCAGAAAAACUCUAUGAGAAGUCAAAGGAACCAUCACGUCGUGAGUCAGUAGCCGAAAGCGUGAAACCUGAAAGUGUAAAGGAUGAAAAGUCCGCAGCUCCAUCAAAAGAAUCAUCCAGACCGGAAUCUGUAGCCGAAAGUGUAAAGGACGAGAAAGAAGAGCCUGGCGAUAAAUCCGUCGCUACUUCCCGUCGAGAAUCUGUGGUCGAAGGCGUCAAACCUUUAGUUGUAAAGGAUGAAAAGUCCGCACCUCCAUCCAAAGAAGCAUCGCGACCGGAAUCCGUUGCCGAAAGUGUGAAGGAUGAGACAGAAAAGGCAGACCAAAAGUCACAGGAACCUUCCCGGCGUGAUUCAGUGGCCGAAAGUGUUAAGCCUGAUAGCGUUAAGGAUGAAAAGUCUCCGGUUCUAUCCAAAGAAGUAUCACGACCAGAAUCUGAAGCCGGUAGUGUCAAAGAUGAAGCAGAAAAACCUGAUGAUAAGUCUAAACCAGAUUCCCGAUCAGAGUCUGCAGUCGGAAUUGAAAAGCGCGAAAGCAUUAAAGAUGACAAGCCCGCAGCUCAAUCGAAAGAACCAUCCAGACCAGAGUCAGUAGCUGAGAGCCUGAAGGAUGAGCCAAAACAAGAUGAUGAAAAGUCAAAGGAGCCUUCACGUCGUGAUUCGGUAGCCGAAAGUGUGAAACAUGAAAGUGUAAAGGAUGAAAAGUCCGCAGCUCCAUCCAAAGAAUCAUCGCGGCCAGAAUCAGUAGCCGAGAGCUUGAAGGAUGAACCAAUUAAAGCUGACGAUAAGUCAAUUGUACCUUCCCGACGUGAAUCCAAAGUCGAAAGUGUACAGCCUGACAGCAUUAAAGAUGCGAAGACCACAAUUCCAUCCGAAGACUUAUCCAGACCUGAAUCUGUAUCUGAGAGUGCGAAGGGGGAACAAGAAAGGCCUGGAGAAACUUCUCGACCACCGUCUGCACGUGGAAUUGAAAAGCCUGAAACGCACAAGGAAGAGAAGUCCACACCUCCUUCGAAAGAAGCAUCACGACCAGAAUCCGUUGCCGAAAGUGUGAAGGAUGAGGCAGAAAAAACUGACGAAAAGUCAAAAGAAACUUCCCGUCGUGAUUCAGUGGCUGAAAGUAUUAUGCCUGAUAGCAUUAAGGAUGAGAAGUCCGCAGCUCCAUCAAAAGAAGCAUCCCGGCCAGAAUCUGCAGCCGGUAGUGUCAAAGAUGAGGUACACAAACAUGAUGAUAGGUCUAAGGAAGAUUCGCGUCGUGAAUCGGUAACAGAUAGUGUGAAACCUGAAAGCGCAAAGGGUGAAAAGUCCGCAGCCCCAUCAAAAGAACCAUCCAGACCGGAAUCUGUAGCUGAAAGUGUAAAGGACGAGAAAGAAGUGGCUGGCGAAAAAUCCGAUGCUACUUCGCGUCGAGAAUCUUUGGCCGAAGGCGUCAAACCUGAAAGCGUCAAGGAUGAAAAGGCGACAGCUCCCUCAAAAGAAUCAUCUAGACCAGAAUCAGUGUCAGAAAGCGUGAAGGACGAGACAGAAAAGGCUGAUGAUAAGUCAAAGGAAACGUCUCGUCGUGAUUCAGUAGCCGAAAGUGUUAAACCUGAUAGCGUUAAGGAUGAGAAGUCUCCAGUUCCAUCCAAAGAAGUAUCACGACCAGAGUCAGCAAUCGGACUGGAAAAGCCUGAAAGCAUUGAGGAUGAGAAAUCCGCAGCUCCAUCGAAAGAAGCAUCCCGGCCAGAAUCUGUUGUCGAAAGUUUCAAAGAUGACACAGUAAAACCCGACGAGAAGUCAAAGGAAACUUCACGUCGUGAAUCGAUAGCCGAAAGUGUGAAACCUGAAAGCGUAAAGGAUGAAAAGUCCGCAGCCCCAUCAAGAGAACCAUCUAGACCGGAAUCUGUAGCCGAAAGUGUAAAGGACGAGAAAGAAGAGCCUGGCGAUAAAUCCGUCGCUACUUCCCGUCGAGAAUCUGUGGUCGAAGGCGUCAAACCUGAAGGCGCCAAGGAUGAAAAGGCGACAGCUCCCUCAAAAGAAUCAUCUAGACCAGAAUCGGUGUCAGAAAGCAUGAAGGACGAGACAGAAAAGGCUGAUGAUAAGUCAAAGGAAACGUCUCGUCGGGAUUCAGUGGCAGAAAGUGUUAAGCCUGAUAUCGCCAAGGAUGAAAAGUCCCCAGUUCCAUCCAAAGAAGUAUCUCGACCAGAAUCUGCAACCGAAAGUGUCAAAGAGGAGGACCAAAGGCCUCAUGAUAAAUCCAAGGAGGCUUCCCAACCUGAGUCUAUAACUGAGAUCGUUAAGUCUGAGGAGGAUAAAGACGAAAAACAAGAGACCUCAUCAAAGGACGCGUCACGACCUGAAUCAGUUGCCGAAAGUUUGAAGGAUGUGAUAGGAAUACCAGAUGAUAAAUCCAAGGAACCAUCUCGACCUGAGGGUGUAGCCGAAAGUGUUAAGCCCGAUAGCAUUAAAGAUGAUAAGUCGCCAGAAAGAUCCGAAGAAGCCUCUCGACGGGAAUCUGUAGCCGGAAGUGUCAAAAAUGAAACCGAAAAGACUGAUGACAAAUCGAAAGAUGUUUCGCGACGUGAGUCUACCGCUGAAAAUGUUAAACUAGAUGGCGUUACAGAUGAUAAAUCAUUAGGCCCGUCCAAGGAAACCUCCAGACCGGAAUCAGUGACUGAGAGUGUAAAGAAAGAAAGUGAAAAAGUUGAUGAUGAGUCAGGGAAAUCUUCUGGUCGUGAGUCUGUGACGGAAAUUUUGAAGCCUGAAAGCUUAAAGGAUGAGAAAUCCCCGAUUGCAUCAAAAGAAACAUCCCGCCCAGAAUCAGUUGCCGAAAGCAUAAAAGAUGAGUCCCACCGAGCUUCAGUCUCUGAAGGUGAAAAAACAGUGCAAUGUCAAGAAACGGUCCGAGUUUUAGGUGAAACUGCUUCGACACCGAUAGAAGAAGCGCCGGCAUUUGUUGAAGAUUUUAUCCAAAAAGCCAAUUUAUCCUUAAACUUAGAAUCUGGAGAAAUAAAAGGAAAACUGCCAACGUUGUCAAGCCCUGUAGAUGUUGCAGAAGGUGACUUUUCCAAAGCAAUGGCCUUCUCUCAGCCAACCACGUCCAUAAAGCCUGCUGAACUUUCAAAGACUUCUGCAACGGAAACAGCAUCAAGCCCAGUGGAUGAUGCAUUUGAACUCUUUAAAGCAAGUGAAGGAGAUCAUGAACAUAUCAUUUCUAAAGAAAGUACAUCUAUUACUGCCGGUCUCACCAACCUUCUUGAUCUUCAAGAAACCAAAGAUGAAGUUUCUUCAGUUGUCGACAGCUUGACAAAAAAAUCAAAGGACUUAACACAAUCCUUGAUUGAAGAAGUUUCAUCGAAAUCUGAUGCUGUCACAUCAGUUUGUGAAGAAAAGAUAUCAAAGAUGACUGAUACAGUACAAAAGAAAGUAGUUGAUGAAAAAAUAUCGAAAGCGUCGGAAACAUUAAUAAAAGAAGUGAGCAAAGAAAGCUCAACACAAAUAACAAAACUCGAAUCCCUAAUUGAUACCAACAUUUCGGAGACGUCUUCAACAAUUACCGAAGUGAAAAAAAUAGUUGAAACAAAGCUGCAAGAAACUAAAGAACAAAUUGUGGAUAAAGUAAUUUCUACGUCUGAGGCAUUAUUAAAAGAUGUUUCCGAAGCAACAAAGGUAGUUACUGAAAGUAUAAGCGAGACUGUGGAUGAUGCCAAUGCUAAAAGCUCUUUAGAGUUAAGUGGAUUUUCUGAGCUUCGCGAAACACAUAUAACAACCGUUGGCUCACCAGAAUUUACAGUAACGAUUUGUGAGCGUGAUGAGCCCAUUCUUCAUGAUAUUAAAGAAGAAGACGAAGAGCACAGAUUCUCUCCACCAACUGAAAAGCCUUCUAUCUUAUCUGAUCAGCCCGUGCGCCCGCUGUCACCUCGUGAAGAGGAAGUGUUCAAGAUUGUUGCUGAUGUUGCAAAAGUAUUAAAGUCGGAAAAAGAUAUCACUGAAAUUAUACCAGACUUCGACGAAAAACAAUUAGAGGAAAAACUGAAAACAACUACAGUUGAAGUAGAUGGCUCUGAAACUUCAGAUAAAAUUGUUGCCCAACACACCCCAACAAGUACUCCAGAAAUAAUAUCUGAAAAAAGUACACCAACGAAAGAAACCGGCUUAGACAUAAAAGUGAUAAAGGUAGAUAUUGAAUCUGAAAAGUCAUCUCCUGACCAAAAAUCAGGCCCUAUAUCAAUUGAAGAGAAAGACAAAAUAGAAGAGUCCGAAAAAGCACAAUUGCGCGGGGAAAUAUCAAAAGCUGAAACAAGCAAGGAUUCUUCACGCCCAGAAUCAGCAGCCAGUCACAUAAGCACUAAGGACACAGUUCUAUCUAGACUAGAGUCAGCAGCAAGUCAUAUAAGCAUAAACGAAGAGGAGAAACCUGGUAUAUCAUCCAAAGAGACAUCGCGACCGGCGUCUGUUGCCAGCCACAAAAGUGCUAAAGACGAUGAAGGGGAAAAGGACGGAAAAUCCCCUACAACGCUAAAACAUACCGAGUCAACUGCCAUUCAUAUCAGUGCAAAGGAUGCACCUUCAGAUACAAAAUCACCAACUCCAGAAUCUUCAAAGGAUACCUCUCGCCCAGGAUCAGUUACCAGCGGUAAAGAUGUAGGCAUUCCGAUAUCAACAACUGAGGCUUCCAAAGAGUCCCAAAUCUCUGGCAAAGAUGAUUCGGGCCCCUCUUCAAGUGAGUUCCAACACGAAUUAAUUACUAAAUCAGUGACAGAAAGCAAAAAAGAAGAAAAAUCCCAAACAGCAACAGUUUCCAAGUCCAUCGUGAGCCAAACACACUUAAAGGAAGAGUCAAUCAGCGAAUCACUAAGCAGUAGCCUUAAGGCUGAGGAUGGUUCGAGACGCGAGUCCCUCUCCAGUCUAGUAGCUGAUAAAGAUGCUACAAAAUCAACAACAACAAUUAAUAAAGAGGAAAGUAAAGUAAUCGAAAAGACUACUGCUUCACAAGUGGAAGAACUACUUAUACAAUCUGAGGAAUGCUCUUCUGAGUCUAUUGUUAGUGAAAUUCAGACAACAUUACAGCAUUCCCAGAAACCUGCCAGUCAAACAGCAAGCAAGUCUGUAUCAGAAACCGUUACCAGCACCACCACUGAGGAUGGCAAAGAAAGCCUGAAAGAAACGGUUGCAGAAUUUCUGGCAACAGAGAAAAUUGUUUCUGCCAAGGAAACUUUUAGCGUUGAGGCCACCAAAACAGCAGAGGAGAGUUUAAAGAAAGUGUCCAGUGUUACGUCAUCUCAAAAGACACUAUUUGUGGGUACAGAUGAAUCUCGGCGUGAAUCGGUUUUAAGUCACACGUCUGAGAGCCGUCAGACACAUAGCGAUCCUGAAGACGAUGAAGCUGAUGAAGAGGACCGCAUUAGCCUCAAGGAAGGUCGCUCCAAAUCUAUUGCAACAAUCAUGAUGACAAGUAUCUACAAACCAUCUGAGGAAGCUGAAACUAUUGCCACUCUAGAGGAAGAAGAAACCGAGCAUGUGGAGGAAUCCAAAACCACACUUACUUCAACCACAGCGACAUCUAGCAACCUAAUCUCAAAAACGGAAGAAAGCAAAACUAAAAUUGAGUCCAUUACACUAACACAAACGGAAGAGAGCGAUACCACAGAUCGCAAGACGCCACCCACAGCUCCGGUUAGUCCAAGCGUUAAGACAUCAACUGCAACUGCAACAUCCACUUCGGCGGCUGCAGCAGCGACCGCAGCAAAGAGUGAGUCCAGUGCAGCCAGCAUUGCUUCAAUAUCAGGGCCACUUUCGCCCAAAGACAUAAGCGGUAAGUCUAGUCCUGGUGCAUUAACAUCUGAAAGUCAAUCCAUACCAACACCGUUAGGACGUGAGUCGCACACGGAGACGCCAGAGUCAUCGCCCAAGCCCACAUCGCCAUUCCCCCGCGUCACCAAAGACGAACUGAAAUCAGUGUCCUCGGGCAUUGAACUAAGCUCACACGAACGUACCAGCACAGUGGCCGAUGCAGGUGCUUCUGAGGUCGACUCCGCCGUACAGCUCAGUGAGUUUGUCACAUCCGGCGAAGCCUUGUCGGAGCUUCACGAGCUGCGCGGUAUUGAGAAAACUACAGCGCUAAGUGGCAGCACCGAGAAAGUUAUCACCACAACUAUUACCACUGUAACUAAAGUGAUUUCAUCGGAUGGCAAGGAAAUAGUUACCGAGGAAAAAACGGUCACAACUACAGACUCCUCAGAACCGGACUGUGACAAAGUUGUUGUCACCACCACGCGAACGACUAGUGAGAGCGAGAAAAGCGACCAGAUGCUGCCCAAAGAGGUGGCCAUGCUGCGCGGCAUCUACCAUCGUUCAUCAACACCAGGCAGUGAGGACGAGCGCCUGGCAGCUGCCUACAUGAGCGAUGACGAACUUCCCGGAUCCCCCCGCAGCGUAGCAUCUUCACAUGGUGGCGCAAGCUACGAUCUACAACGCUCCAGCUCAGGCGUCAGCAAGCGCUCGGACUUCGAUGCCGAUGAUAGUCAAGAUGAUAUACCGCCACAAUAUGGCAGCGAAGAGCACUCGGCCGCGCGCACCAUAUUGCCGCACAAAGCCACAGAUCCAAUGAGCACUUCAUUCUAUGGCACACUUCCCGACAGUUUUGAGCCGAAGCCGAGCACAGAACCCAUACCCAUUCGAGGCGUGCCCUCUGCACACAGCAUACUUGCCACACAUGCAGGCACCUACACGGACUCACCGCCUGCCAGCCAGUCAUCGGAGAGCGUCGAGAGCACCAGCCAAACAUGGGCCAGUCGCCAGGUGAUCAGCGGCGGCGUCACCGAGGUGGAGCCAGCCACAGAUGCGGCGCACAAAUUUCUACAUGAAGCUGACAUGGACUUCCAAAAGGCACUUGAUGAGCAUGUGCAAGUGCGUGGCGCUGAGGUAAUGUCUUCCGUGACCGCCAAGUACUCCUACUCACCAUCCAAGGCCGAGGAAGUAGAGCACAUCGUAAGCAGCACAGCGGAACGUCAGCGUUUCCCACUAAGCGAUGUGCAGAAGCUGCGCACAGCCGAGACAGCACUGACGAGCUUCAUCACAACCACCACGACGCCAUCGAGCGGUGGCACUAGUACUGCCGCCGAAGCGUCUACCACAGCCACAACACUGCAUCAAAGUGGUACGGCAGCGGCUUCGGGCAUAGCCGCUACUACCACUACAACAACAAGCAGUACCAGCGGUGGCAGCACAGCCUUUACCACUGGUACACAACCCAAGGAUCGCCUCGAGGAAUGGGGCAAGCCCUUGGGACUGCCCUCACCGGCACCACUUCCCGUCGAGGGUGGUGACAUACGCACCACACCGAAGAAGGAACGCCGAUUGGUGGCAACCAAGACGCGUCUCAACAACGAGAAAAACUUGCGCAGGCGCUCCGAAUCGCCCAGCAAGGCCAAGAAGCCGGCCCCGGUCUAUGUCGAUCUGACCUACGUACCGCACAAUGGCAACUCCUACUACUCGCAUGUUGAGUUCUUCAAGCGCGUGCGUGCACGCUAUUACGUCUUCUCGGGCACUGAGCCCAGUCGUCAGGUCUACGACGCCUUGCUUGAGGCCAAACAGACCUGGGAGGAUAAGGAAUUGGAGGUGACCAUUAUACCAACCUACGAUACCGAUGUCCUCGGCUAUUGGGUGGCCGAAAACGAAGAGCUUUUGGCGAAAUAUCACAUCGACCUCUCACCAUCUGCUUCACGUUGCACAAUUAAUUUGCAGGAUCAUGAGACCUCCUGCUCCGCCUAUCGCUUGGAAUUCUAGGCCACGGGCUUGUUUAUUGCAUUUUCCGACGACUAAACUACGCUAAACUCACAAUUUAAAAGCACUUUUCAACGAGUAAUCGACAAAUAAUGGGAAAACACACAAACUGUUUAAACAACAACUCUGAAGGACACCGAGCUGGUUUGAGGGUAACGUAUCGAACGAUAUCUUAUAUAGUAGACUAACCAGCAGCUAGCCAGAAACAGCAACAACAACAACAACAACACCAACAGCUACGACGACGACAAUGACUUCCAAGUUUUCAGCUUACAAAUGCAAAUGCAACGUUAAGAGGCUUGCCGACGACGACAACGACGACAACAACAAUAACAACAGCUGCAAAUUGCUUUUGAAAGCUUGACAACAAGAACCGAAAACAACAAAUGAAAUGCAAUAAAAUGCCGUGUGGAAAACACAGUUUACAAUUAAAAGGAAAUAACAAAACAAAAAAGCUAAAUAUGGCGGAGUAACGGGUCACAUGGAUGACGCCAUUUUGUUUGCCAAUGCCGUCUAUUGCGCUUUUUGCUCUUCAUUUCCAAAACGAAGCGAGAAAGUAAUUAAUUGAUAUUUAUUUUCAAGAAAUUAAUUACGAAAACGAUGCAAGCCAUUAUAGCCAAAAGCUUGCCACACAAGUAUAUUUUCAAAAAUAAUGUUUAACAAAAAAAAAUCAUACUGACACACACAUACAUAUAUAUACCAAAGAAGUGCCACGUGCCACAAAAAAAGAACAACAAAUUGAAAAUGAAAACAAUGUUUCUUUUGUGCUUUCAUUGAACAUCAAGCUACCUUGCAUAGUAACCCAAAGAUCAAAAUAGUUUUCAAACCCGCAUAGCAUAAAUAUUGUACGAGUAUACA
Messenger RNA from Scaptodrosophila lebanonensis, 15744 nucleotides. It is a transcript of the gene futsch, whose product is annotated as microtubule-associated protein futsch. NCBI's taxonomy places the organism in Eukaryota, Metazoa, Arthropoda, Insecta, Diptera, Drosophilidae. The record is from RefSeq and is a predicted model, not a curated record. Gene Ontology annotation, biological process: axonogenesis; regulation of microtubule depolymerization; microtubule cytoskeleton organization. Gene Ontology annotation, cellular component: microtubule; cytosol; neuronal cell body. Bases 16 to 14889 code for a protein of 4957 amino acids. Gene Ontology annotation, molecular function: microtubule binding; actin binding. The transcript has 7 exons.